GUCACACUUUCUCCAUCGUCGCGUUGGACUCUUUUUUUUGCUGUCAAAAGAAAAAAAAAGUGAACUCCAUUAGACGUCUGCUGAUCGGUUGCCCAUGUCGUUUGAAGCGCGCUUAUGCAGAGAAAUUCUUGAAGAGGAAUUUGGGCCUUUUGUAGCGAAAGUGUCCCAUCAACUUUUGCUCAGAGGCCGCAUGACCUUAUUUGACGUUACUCGGUUCACGCAGUUGCCACAGAGACAAGUACGCGAGUGUCUGGUCGUACUCAUUCAACAUGGUCUGGCUUACUUUACCGAGUCGCUCGACGGGAAAAAGGAACCCACCUAUUACCAAGUCGAUCCUCGACGAGUCCUGCUGCGGUUACGCAUGGCCUCCAUUAUGCGCGUCACCGAAGAUACAUUUGGCAAAGAGGUACACUCCCAAAGCACAUCCCAUGGGGCUUAGGAAAUACGAAUGGCAAGAGCUAAACACUGGUGGGUCUUACCUAUAGGGUUUAGCGAUUUGUCGAUUGAUAUUCACAGAAGGCCGCAUCA
Molecule: messenger RNA, 528 nt
Organism: Radiomyces spectabilis
Lineage: Eukaryota; Fungi; Mucoromycota; Mucoromycetes; Mucorales; Radiomycetaceae
Exons: 2
Coding region: 95-439 (114 amino acids)
Cellular component (GO): RNA polymerase III complex
Molecular function (GO): single-stranded DNA binding
Source: RefSeq, a predicted model, not a curated record